This is a messenger RNA of Physcomitrium patens, 1726 nucleotides long. RefSeq names its product gibberellin 3-beta-dioxygenase 4. NCBI's taxonomy places the organism in Eukaryota, Viridiplantae, Streptophyta, Bryopsida, Funariales, Funariaceae. The record is from RefSeq and is a predicted model, not a curated record.
GGAAGGGAGGCAGCAAAAAUGGGGAUCACGCAGUCUCUGAGAGGCAUCGCUACACGACAAACCCAGAAUCGGAGUACAUUGCCUGCUUUCUCGGUAGGUUGGGGCUGAAAGAUCACUACAAAAAGCCAAGUUUCCUCAGCCUGAUGUUACUGGGAAAGUCGAACUUGAGCAGGAUCUCUCCACAGGAAUGUGAGGCGUGGUGCGUGUUGCGGUGGUUGACGCCUUGUCGACCACGCCACAAACAGGUAGCACAGAUCUGAACGCGUACCAUGUGUUCCUGUACAAAUGCCUUGCUUUCCACGCAAUUGACUUGCAUGUUAUGACGGCUGUCGGUGUUUUUUCCUCUAUAAAUGUGCCGAAAUUUGUGAAUGACGAACACAUUCACAGCUGACAGUCACUCGGCGAGAAUCGAUCUGCGAUUUGAAGUUUAUCUGUGCUUGAGCGUAGCUGCGAGAGCUCGAGUUAGUAGACAGGUGGUAGACAUGACGACGGAGAGGGAGAGGGAUCAUAAGAGUGAGGUAUUUUCCAAAGCGCUGCGGGAUGUGAUCGUGACAGACAAUGCCGUGCCUGAUGCAUAUCUGUGGCCAAAGCAAGAGCUGGGCCCUAUGCUUGGGCAUGAGGAAUUUGGAGAGGACGGAAUACCUCUGAUUGAUUUGGGUGGGUUUGAGGAGCUCGACAACAAUCAGCGCAGACAGAUCUACGACCGAAUUCGAGGUGCUUGUGCGACCUAUGGGUUUUUCCAAGUGGUGAAUCACGGAGUGGAUUUGCGAAUCUUGGAUAGAAUCCAGGCCGCCUCGAAGAAGUUCUUCGACGUGCCUCUGGAGACUAAGGAAAAGCUCGAAUGCAAAUUGGAAGGGGAUCGGUUGCUCGGCUAUGGGUUUUACAAAUCUAGCAAACUGAAGACCCAGAGGAGGAACUGGAGUGAAGGUCUCUUCGUGGACAAACCUCAUAUCGCAAGAGUUUCUAGCACUGUAUGGCCUGAGGAUACCGACAGCCAAACAGAGUUCAGUGAAUCAGUGGAGGAAUACGUCGGAGCUCUCAGAGAGCUGGGAUUGAGGCUGACGCGCCUGAUACUAAACAGCUUGGGAGUAUAUCCGGAGACCUACGACAAAUAUAUGCCCAAGGAGCCUGCCCUCAUGCGACUGAAUCAUUAUCCGCCAUGCCCAGAUCCGUCGAAGACAGUGGGAUUGGUUCCCCAUCAUGACGCCAAUUUCUUUACUAUUUUGCAUCAAGGUGAUGUCGGAGGCUUACAAGUGAAGAAAGACGAAGGGUGGGUUGCUGUCAGGCCAUACCCGAACGCGUUCGCUGUCAAUGCUGGAAAUAUGCUUCAGGUAAUUAGCAAUGAUAUAUGCAAGAGUGUGCUUCACAAAGCGGUUGUAAACCAAGACUCUGAUCGUUAUUCAAUUGCGUAUUUUGUGCAAGCGCCAGAUUGGGAUCAUAUUGCUCCUCUUCCGGAGCUUGUAGACGCUGCGCACCCUGUCAAGUAUCGACCCUUUACUUGGCCAGAGUACUUGGAAAGUCAACUUGCUAAUCCAUCCAACGCCCUAAAGAAUUUUGAGUUGUAAUGAGCGAGCUUGGAUGAGGGAAUGGGUAACUGGCAACGAAACAGUAGCUGUUUGAUGUUGACAGCUGCGCAUUCAUUUUCAAAGCAGUGCACAUUCAUAAAUUUUCUAUGUCGUAUUUAACAGAAAUGUAUAUAACAUAUGUUGUUUUUUUUCCAUGGUCC